AGAAAAGAAACAUCAAUGGUAAAGUUGGAAUUCCUGAAGACAGUAAUACAUUUUUCUGAAAACAAACAUCAGUUAGGCUUCAAAUAAUUUAAUGAAUAUAUUUAACAGGCAGCAUCGUUGGCCCAAAAAACACGUCGGGAAAGAGAGAAACAAGAAAAAGAAAGUCGGCAAAAAGAGAAACAGGAAAAAGAACAUCAGGAAAGAGAAAAACAAGAUAAUGCUAAUGCCAAUGUGCAAGGUGAUCGGAUAAAACAUGUUGCAGUUCCAACUGAACAGCAGUUACAAAAAAAGGGGGAGAAACGAAUAAAAAUGCAGGCAAGAAAAUAAAUAAAAUUAAACGUGAUUUAAUGAAUGGCUUCAUUUGGAUUUCUACAGAUUCUAUGGUGAUGGUUUUAUUAAAAGACAUGUUUUUGGUAAUUGCAGGAUACUCAGUCCCAAAAGAAACCGAAAACUGUUCUGACCCCUAUGCAAAACAUGGAGCAGAAUCCAGAAUUUGACGCUGCGUGUGGUGAUCAGGUGAAUACUCUAGGAGAGGAGAGCAAUAUGCAAAGAAGUCCUGUAAGUGCAUCAGCCGCCGCAAAUGAAAACGAGAUGUACUAUACUAGAAUUUUAAAUUACGUAUAUCUAUUCUUUCCGGGUAUUCAUCUAAUGACGUGUUUUGACCCUUAUUUUUCAAUAGGUCUGUACCAGUUCCAGACGUCUCAUCUGAUGAGUAUACUGAUCAUUACUAUUCUUCAGAUGACAGUCUUGACGAUGAAAACAACGAUGUACCUAUACAGUUCAGUGAUCUAUGAACAGCAGUUGGAAAUAAACGUAAAGCCGGAAGGAAAGCACGUUCAACUGUUAAUGAGGAUGGAAAGAAAGCACGUUCAACUGUUUACCAUCACAAAGGAAAGAUUCAUUUACCACCACUACGUGAACCUCCUCUGGAAUUAAUGGAAUUGUUCGAAGGAAAUAGCUAUCGUUCAAGACGGUUUCGACAAGCUAUCAGAAAAUACAACGCUGCUAAUGCAUUUACAAGUCUUGGAUGCAAAUAUGACACAAGGGCAUCCAAGGGAAGCGGUCCACCGUGAUUCUCAAUACAUGGUGAGUUGCGACAUUACAGUGGAUCUCUGAUGCCAAAAGAAAUAGAUGAUGCUAUUUACUCUCAACUAUUUCUGUAUGAUCCAGCUUAUGCAUUGUCGAUACGUGAAAACAGAAAUAAGGAUCUAGAUAGAGAAAUACUAGGUAUAAUCCAAGAUACUCUAUUAAAACAUAACAGAUUCAUUCCUCUGUAUCAUCAGGCACAUGAUAUCUUGAAAGAUAGGCAGGCUUCAUCAGAAAAAAUAGUUCAAGUAUCACUCCAUUUUAAUGAAAACUCAGAUCAGCGCCGUUAUAAUUUGCCGUCAGUAGAAGAAGUAUCUGUCGUCGUCCCUGAAAAGCCAGGGGAUGUGACAACAACUCGAGAUGUUCUGUUGCACCUAAAAGAUGGAAACGGCUUAACAAGAAUAGAUGAAUGCCACCCUGCUUACCUACCUUUACAUUAUGUUUUGUUAUUCCCUUAUGGAGAGCUAGGUUGGAGCAUUGAGCUUGCACAAUGGGACGCUGGUGGAAAAAAAUAUACAUAUACAAGAAUAUGUCAUAUGCAAGUUUUCAAUUACCGACCUUCCAGCGUAGAUCAGAAUAUUCAACAAUCCUAAGAGGAGGAAAACUUUUCCAGGAAUUCUUAGUGGAUGCAUGGGCUUUGACAGAACAAAAUCGGUUGGAUUAUAUGAGAUUUCACCAAGGAAAAUUACGCGCAGAUCACUAUGGUUCCAUAAUAAAAAUGAAAGAAGAAGGGUUAACGCCUAAUAAAGGAGGUACACCAUGCAUUUUACCAUCAUCACAUAUCGAGAGCCCAAGGAAUACGUACGAAAUUUAUCAGGAUUCGAUGGCAAUUACACGUUUUAACCAUCACCUUGAUAUUUUUCUAACAAUGACCGCAAAUCCGAAAUGGCCGGAAAUUCAAGACGCACUUCUAGAACUCCAACAUGCCUGUGAUCGUCCGGAUUUAGUGGCACGAGUUUUUGAAUUGAAAAUGAGGGCGCUUAUGGAUGAGAUAACGAAAAAGAACGUGUUUGGGAAAGUUGUAGCCCAUGUACACACCAUAGAGUUCCAGAAACGAGGACUACCACAUAUGCAUCUGCUGAUAUUUUUAGAAAAAUCAGAGAAAAUCCGUACAGUUGAAUAGGUUGAUAAAUACGUAUCAGCCGAAUUCCCAGAUGAGAAUAUAGAUCCAGUUCUCUUCGAUACAGUAAGAAAGUGCAUGGUUCAUGGACCAUGUGGUGAUAGAAAUCCAGAGUCUCCAUGCAUGAAAAAGGGAAAAUGUACUAAAAAUUACCCUAAGAAGUACAAUGAUACUACGUGUUUUAGAUAGUGGGGGCUACCCAGUCUAUCGUCGAAGAGAUGAUGGAAGAGAAGUUAUCGUUCACAAUGGAUGUAAGGCUUAUAAGACCGAUGUUGUACCUUACAACCCACACUUAUCAAGAAUGUUUAAUUUCCAUAUAAACGUGGAAGUAUGUGCUGGAGUAAGAGCAGUCAAAUACAUAAAAAAUUACAUCUACAAAGGGUAUGACAAAACAAUAGUUGUUGUUGGAGCAAAAGAUGAGGUGCAGCUGUACAUUGACGCAAGGUAUAUUGGACCGCCUGAAGGUGCAUGGCGUUUAUUUGGUCUUUCAAUGCAUAGAGAAGAACCAAAUGUCGUAAGAUUGGCAAUCCAUUUGCCAGUGAUGCAAAGAAUAGUCUAUGAAUCAGAGGGAACCAUAGAAGGUGUUACGGAUAAAGCUGAGAACUAUAAGUCAACGUUAAUGGCUUAUUUUGAAUAUUAUGCUGAAAAUCCAACUUCGCAAGCAUAUACAUAUCAAGAGUUUCCACAGCACUUUGUUUGGUCUGGUAAAAAGUGGAAAAUCAGACAACGUGGUUUCGUGGUUGCUAGAAUGUACUUUGUAUCUCCCAAUGCCGGAGAAUUGUAUUACCUGAGAUUGUUGCUGACUGUUGUUGCGGGUGCAGAUUCAUUCGAGAGUCUAAGAACAGUGAAUGGUGAAUUAUGUCAUACGUUUAAGAAAGCUUGCAUAGAACUUGGACUUCUAGAACAUGACAGGGAAUGGCUAGCGCUUUUUGAAGAGUCCGUGGAUAUCCAUACAGGAAGUAAGUUAAGAAAACUAUUCAAAAUCGUCUUAUCUGAUUGUAACCCGACAAAAGCAGAACUUUUGUGGGCCAAGUUUGGUUUGAAAAUGUGUGAUGAUCUCCCUCAUAGAUUACAAACAAUGUUUGGCAUUCAAAAUCCGACAGAUGAACAGAUUUUGGACUAUGGAUUGUAUCUCUUGGAUAAAUUACUGCGUGAAGGCGGUAAGAAACUGAAAAAAUAUCCUAGCAUGCCAUUACCAAAAGGGAAUUGGGGUAAGUUAGUUGGCACAGGUUGAUACAUGAGCAUAAACAACUGGAGCUUGCUAUACAACAACCAGAACUUCAGAAAAAUAUUGCAAACUUGAACCGAGAACAGUUAUCGGUGUACAAUGACAUAAUGGAGUCUGUCCAGCAAAGGGAUGGUCGUACGUUUUUUCUAAAUGGAAGUGCAGGAACAGGGAAAACAUUCCUAUAUAAUACAGUAGCUGCAAGUUGCCGACUCAAAGGUGACAUAGUCCUGACUGUUGUAUCAUCAGAUGCAGUAGGAGCGUGCAUUAGAAGUUCUGUUAUCUGUAAUAACAUAACAGUUCUCACACUUACGAAGAAUAUGCGCCUUGAUCAAUGUGAUCCAGAAAACAUAGCUUUCGCAGAAUUCUUACUCGAGGUAAUAUUCUUUGAUAUUGGAUUUAAAAACAAUGACAAAAUUUAAGAUUUAAACUGACAUUUUACUUAUAUAUUUUUACAAAUAUGGUGUAGGUCGGGUCAAAACCAGAAGAAAAAAUUGAACUCCCAUCAUCGGUGAAUAGAUGCAAAGACGUGAAUGAGAUGAUAUACAAACUGUAUCCUUCUUUAGGGACACCUAACCAAGUAUCACCGGAAGAGUUAACCGAUAGGAUCAUUUUAUCAGCACGUAAUGAUGAUGUGAACGAUAUUAACAUGGAAGCUUUGAACAUCUUGGAUGGAGAAACAU
Molecule: messenger RNA, 4114 nt
Organism: Papaver somniferum (opium poppy)
Lineage: Eukaryota; Viridiplantae; Streptophyta; Magnoliopsida; Ranunculales; Papaveraceae
Exons: 3
Coding region: 2373-3440 (355 amino acids)
Source: RefSeq, a predicted model, not a curated record